AUGCUCCGAGGGGGCAAAGUGCUUGCGGAGGACACCCAUUUCGUAGACGUCGGAUACUCGGGCGGGAAAGGCUGCCGUGUCGGAUAUCGGAUGAUUUGGGGUAUUGCUGGUGGCGGCGGUGGUGGUGGUCCGCUGGAGACAGCGAAAGAAAGUGGUGCGACCGUUGGGAAAGCGGAGAGGCUCUCCGCAGUUCAUUUUGCUCCCCUCCAGGGCCCCCAGGAAGUCCCCGAGGAAGAGAAGGAGGAUGGAUCUGAAAAGGCCGGGUAUGUCGCUGUCAACGUUGGACCAAUCUACCGUGCCACCGUCCACGUCGCACAGAACCGUCGGCCGGUGUUUGAAGGGUAUCCCCCGGGACGGCGCUUCGGGAAGGUCGGCGGCGCGCUGCGGGAGAGAAAUGGCGCGGGGGUGCGAUGGUGGUGGUGGAUGGUGGUUGGUGGUUGGCUGGGCCCCGAGGUGCCGAGCCACGAUGGUAACGAACGAACGAUUGGUAUCCACGGAAUAGCAGAGUUUGGGCGUGCAUUACAGCAAGGGUAG
Molecule: messenger RNA, 534 nt
Organism: Colletotrichum paranaense
Lineage: Eukaryota; Fungi; Ascomycota; Sordariomycetes; Glomerellales; Glomerellaceae
Exons: 4
Coding region: 1-534 (177 amino acids)
Source: RefSeq, a predicted model, not a curated record